Messenger RNA from Paramecium octaurelia, 10959 nucleotides. The record is from the annotation of a GenBank genome assembly. Lineage: Eukaryota; Ciliophora; Oligohymenophorea; Peniculida; Parameciidae.
AUGUGUUUUUUUAUAAAGGCACUUUUAUUUUUAUUACCCUUUCUCAACCAAGCUUAAAGAUUAAAACUUUAAGGAUCGAAGCCGUUAUAUAUGAAUUGCAUAUAGAUAGAUGAAAGUUUUAAGAAUUAAAUAUAUUGUAGGAGAUAAUGGCUUUGUGGGAAGCUAGUACUUUUAUGAUUCCCUUUCAUAAUCUGGAAGUUCGGUAAAUCUUGAUAAGAUUACAUUUACCUUAUGGAUAAACGUAUAUUAAAAAUACAAAUUGAAUGGAAGGUAAAUUUUGUUUGGUUUUGUCGAUGGUAACACAAAUAAUCCUGUAAAGUUUUAACUCAUAUUAGUAUAUUAAUUUAAUGUUAUUUUACACAAUUUCAUCAGGAUCAUAUACUAUGACCUUAGUAAAUGAAAGAUUUUCUCCAGAGAUAAUUUAAUUACCACUAGCACAGUAUACAAUUUAUAUAUAUAUUUUUCAGGAAAAAUGAUCUUUUUAUUGGCAGUUGGUGUCAUAUAGUAUUAUCUAUAGAUUAGAGCACAAGCAAUGCGUUUAUUAAUUUGAAAUUUUUUUCUACAUAUGAUAAUUCACUGAAUUAGUAUCAAGACGUUCUAGUGAAUUAAAAGUAAAUAUUUUGGAAAUAAUUAGACUAAAGUAUCAAUUUGGAGUGCAUUCUAGAAUAACAAAUGAAUAAUUAUUUAAAUCCUCUACUGAUUACAAAGCAUGUGUAAAUAUUGCUAAUUUUUAUUAUAUCAACGGAUGGACAACAAUGGAUUCUGAAAUCUAUUUGGACUAUGAUUUAGAAUUGAAGUUCUUUCUUAAACCUUAUCAGCUAAAAGGUCUUAAUAUUAACGACUAAUUUAUGAACGUAGCUUUGAGAUCAUAUUCCAACCCUAUAUUUUAUAGUGAUUCUAUUGGAUUGCUGUUGUUUAAGAAUACACAGAUAGUGUAUACUUUUAUGGAAGAUCUAGGUUCCUUAACAAUGAUGUUUUGGAUUAAACCAUAAAAUAUCGUAUCCCUUUUUUAGUUUAUUUCUUUGACUGAUGAUGCUUUGUAGUAGACAAGCAUAGGAUUUGGAGUAAAUUUUGACUAUUAAUUAUAAUUUCAUUAAAAUUAUGGUAAGACCCCCUUAGGUUUACUAGCUGAUAAUACUUGGGCUCAUGUGACAGCAGGUGUUUUGGAGCUAAGUUAUAAUGCUGAUUUUAUUUCAACAAGUUAACUCAAGCUUUUAAGAGUUUUUAUUGAUAACACUGAGGUUGCAUUGAAAAAGAUAUACAGCGUAAUAGCAUACAAAAGAAUAAUAUUGGGACCAAUAUUUACUGAUGAUUUUGGAACAGAAAAGAUUGAUAUUCAAGACAUCAAAAUUUAUAAAGGCUUUGGUAUUUAAACAGGUCGAGGGGAUUGCUAAUUAUUUGUUGGUGCAUACUGUGCAUUCUGUGUACCUGAUACUCAUUAUUGCAAAGAGCAAGACCCAAAUGAUGAUAUAAAAAUUUAUAAUUGUCCAGCUGGUUAGAAAGAGACUUCGAAUGGCUGUUCCCCUAUAACAAUUUAGAAUUGUCUUAGACAGUCUGGAUCACAAUGUGCAAUUUGUGCAGAUAAUUAUUAUUUAUUGAACGGAAGUUGCAAUUAGAUAACUCAAUUAGUGUCCCCAUAUGAUUGCAAUGAUAAUAAUGCAAUAUUUUGCAGAAGAAUGAUUUAUAAAUAUAAUACAAAGUCUGGCUCCUAAUAAAGUAAACUUUGUCUACCAGAAUAUGGCUAGUAGUAUAGUUCAUCUACUUGCCAAAAAUCAUAACCAAAUUACUGCUACUAAGCUUAAUACUAUUAAAAAUGUUAUAAAUGUUCUUCUGGUGGGUAUUUAACAGAAUCUAAUACAUGUUAGUAGCCUUGUACACAAUUUUACAGAUUUUAAUAUAACAGAGUUUGCUUAAAAAAGUGUCCAAUUAAAUAUAACUAUAUAUACAACUGUAAUAUUGGAAAGUCACUCCCAACAUAUUCAUGUAGCAAUGUAACGAAAUGCGAUAAUAAUUAAAAAGAUCUCGGUUAUGUGUGUCUAAAUUAUUAAGAAAAUCAAGGUAUAUACUCAACCUGUUAAUAAUUUGGGAACACAUUCUAGAAUAUUUAGUAUCAAUAUUGUAACUCGCCUUGUAAAUAUUGUUUUGGUGGUGGUAGUAACCAAUGUUUAGGCUGUUAUAAUGAUUAAUUCUUUAGUCCUUAUGACACAAGAUGUGUGGAUGAUUGCAAUGAUCUUAGCCUAUUUAAAUACAAUAAUAGAAUUAAAAUGGUUUGUGAAGUAGAAUGUCCAACAGAUUUAUUAACAUAGGAUUUAGAAUGUGUAAAGGAGUGUAAAAAUGGUUAUGCUAUGUAUAAUAAUGCAAUAUGUAUACCAAAAACUAAAAUUACAGAUAAUUACCUCGUCAAUUACAAUUAAAAUAACUCACAAAAAACUAAAUUCGUUGAUUGUCCUCAAGUUUGCUAAACCUGCACAAGUUAAACAUACUGUACUAGUUGUCUAAAUAAUUAUAUUUUAACUUAAAAUAAAUGUCCUAUAACAUGCUAUCCACUAUAUCUCUAUAUUGAUGAAGAUGAUGUGAGUCAUUGCUUAGCUAGCUGCGACCCAACUGAUUUGGUAUAUGAUAAUUCUAAUAUUGACGGAUAUUCAAUUAGACAAUGCUUCAAACUUAGAUGUGGCUCUAUCUAACUUGGUAAGAAGUAAUAAACAUAUUUACAUUAAUCGAUACCUCUUACUUGUGUGUAUCCUUGUGAUGUUAAAUAUUAUCCUUAACAAAACACUUAUUAAUGCGCUAAAUGUGACCCAAUUUGUUUGUAUUGUUAAAACUCAGCCACUUUUUGCACUAAAUGCACUGCAGACAAAUUUCUUUAAGAUAAUAGUUGCUUUAGUACCUGCAAAUCUAAAUAUAAGAAUUAUGUCAACAAUCAAUGCGAAGGUACAUGUUCUUCCGGAUAUACAAUAAAUGACAAAGCUCCAGACGUUUAAGCAUGUGUUAAAUAAUGUGGGGAUAUAUUUUCUAUGUUCCGCUAUAUACUCAAUACUCAAUGCUACCAGGCUCCUCCUUCCAUUGGAGCAUUUUGCGUAGGUUUUUAGUGUUACAAUUGUUAUUAUUAAUGUAAGACUUGUUCUGGUCCCAAUAGUAAUUAGUGUCUAUCAUGUUAUGAUAAAACAUUUUUCUUAAAUAAUUAGUGUGUGUUAGAUUGUGGUACUAAGUUUUAUGAUUUGUAAAAUUGGAAAUGCGUUGAUGUUUGUCCAAGCAAUGUAUACACUACCUCUGGCUAUUAAUUUGUUAAUGCAGAUUAUAUACUUGUCACAUCCUGUUCCUCCACAUGCUUAUAUAAUUAGUUUUAAUAUUAGGGUUUAUGCACUGAUAUCUAACCAGAAGGAACUUACUACACACAGAAGACUAAUUAUAGAUUAUGUGAUAAAUGCACAGCAGUAUGUAAAACCUGUUUUGAUUCCUAUUCAACUACUUGUACGGAAUGUAAUCCAGGAUCUUAUUUAUACGAUACUACAUGCUCUACCGAAUGUCCUGAUGAUAGUCCAUAUAAAGAUACUCUUAACAAUUUGUGUGUUGUUACUUGCACGAGUUAUUAAGAAAAUGGAUAUUGCGUUGCUGGCUGUUCAGAUAAUUAUUACACAUAUGAUGCUAUGAAAUAAUGUUAUGAGUUAGGAUGUCCAGAAGGAACAUAUAAUCUAACUGCUACACUUUAGUGCUAUGCUUGUGCUCUUGGAUGUGCUACUUGUACAGAUGGAUCAUCUAGUUCUUGUAUCACUUGUAUAGAAGGAUAUUUUCUCCUAGGCACAUCAACAUGUACGAAUGUUUGUAAUGUGAGUCCUGAUCUUAUCUAAGAUUGGAUUAAUGGAAAAUGUGCUAAAUAAUGUCCAGCUGGAACUUACUUGUAAACCUUGGCAAGUGGGUAACUAGCAUGUAAAGACACUUGUCCUGUAUUUUAUUAUUCAAAUAUUUGUGUUGCAACGUGUCCUGCUCAAACUUAUGCUGAUGGAAAUGUUUGCACUCCAUGUGCUGGACCUUGCUCUGUCUGUUUUGGUGAAUUAGUUAACCAAUGCACAAAGUGUGACUCUGGAUAUUACUUGGCUGAUACUAGUUGUGUUGACGUCUGUCCAAAUACAAAACCUUAUGCAAAUUUAGCUAAUUCAACUUGUGUCUCAGCUUGCCCUGAUUACUUGUAUUUAGCCAAAAAGAUCUGUUUUAGCCCUUGUCCAGGUUUCUUAGCUAUUUAUGAAUUAAAUGGUAAAAAAGAAUGCGUAGAUUAAUGCUAUUCAAAAUCUUAUUUAUCUUCAGGACAUUGCUUACAAUGCAAUUCCAUUUGUAAAGAAUGCUAUGGACCGAUCAAUGGAAAUUGUUUAUAAUGUGAAGCACCUAAUUAUUUAUAUUAAUAAAAAUGUUCAACGGCUUGCCCAUCAUAAUUAUACACUGACUUAACAGAUAGAACUUGCAAAGAAUCUUGUCCAUCCACUACUGUCAUCUAAGGAUAGAAAUGUCAAACCUCAUGUGAUGCAACUUAUUUACAGUAUGGUUAAUUUUGUGUCACAACAUGUCCAGCAUUUACCUACAAAUCGAAUACAAAAUGUUUACUUUGCAACUCCCUUUGUAGGUCUUGCAGUGGACCUUUAAUAAGUACUUGUUCUUCUUGCAUUGAAAACUAUUUAUUAGAUGGUAAUACUUGCACAUAGACGUGCCCAAUCCUAUAUGAUUAUGAGGCUUAAAAAUGCGUAAGCACUUGCGGUACAAAGUUUGAAUUAACUGACUUGAAAAGUUGUGUGACAACAUGUCCAACAGGAUAUAUUAAAUGUAAUAAAAAAUGUUUGAAAACUCCACCCGAUGGGUAUUAUUCAGAUGGAGUAAGCUGUAUUUUAUGCAACAGCAAAUGUACAAAGUGCACAUCCUCAACUGUAUGCUAAGCAUGUACUAAAAACAACUUUCUAACUUUGUCAACCUGUGCCAAUUUUUGUACUAAUAAAUAUCUUUACAUGGAUUCAACAACAGGAACUUGCGUUACAAAAUGUCCACCUCAACUUUACCAUUAGGAAUCAUAUGAUAAAAGGAGUUGUGUUGAUGAUUGCGUCCUAGGCUAUAAGCUUAAUGAUUAAUGUGUUAGUUCUUGCCCAAAAGGAAUGUUCAUUCUGAAUAAUUUCUGUACAAAUUGCCCUUAGACAUGCGAAGAAUGCACUUCAGCUACAAAUUGCACUGUAUGUAUUAAAGAUCAUUUUUUGGAAAACGGGCUUUGCUAUUUAAGUUGUUUGGUUGGAAAAACAGAUUAUAAAAAUAAUUCAUGUGUCUCAUAAUGUGAUCCAUCAUUAUUUGAAUAUCAAAACUAAUGUGUAGUAAGUUGUCCCACAAAUCCAGUAUUUUAUUACCAUUCAAAUAUUUGUAUGGAUGCAUGCCCAGAUGGUACAUUCUAAAACAAAUAAGAAUGUCUGGAUUGCGAUGUGUCAUGCUUAUCAUGUAUUGGCCCAUCGAAUAAUGAUUGUCUAGUUUGCAAAGACACCUAUUACUUGCAUGACCAAUAAUGUAUUCUCACUUGUCCUUAUUUAUAUAAUGAAGUAGAUAGAACUUGUGUUCUUUCUUGUCCUCCAAAUCUUCUUUUGGAUGGAAAUAAGUGUGUUUUGAUUUGUAGUUAGUACAUGUACGCUAAUACUUGCUUAUCCAGCUGUCCUCCAGGAGCAUAUGAUUCAAAUUUCAUUUGUUUCGAUUGUUCAGAGAAUUGCAUUGAAUGUAAUACUUUUGGCUGCCUUAAAUGUGGCAAUGGAACAUUUUUAAAUGAUGGAAGUUGUAGUAAUUUUUGCCCAUACUAUUACAAUGUUAUCAAUUAUCAAUGUGAGUAAUAGUGCCCAGAAGGAACGUAUCUUUAUAUUGAUCAAUGCUAUGCAACCUGUCCAGCAAAUACAUAUACAUAUUUGUAAACAUGUCUUUUGGAGUGUCCUUUGAAAACUAUUUUACUAAAUUCUGUUUGUUACUAAUGCCCAGAGAGAUGUUCAGUUUGCAAAAGUUAAUAUGAAUGUGUGACUUGCGAUGCCCCUUAUUACUAAUAUAAAGGAGAAUGUGUUGUAGCUUGUCCAACAGUACUACCCUAUUAAAAUAAAAUUUAUUAUGUGUGUUAAUCGGAAUGUUCUCCGGAUACAUAUGAAAAAGGAUAUGACUGCAUUAAAGAAUGUGAUUUAAUCAUCUAUUAGAAUAAAUGUUUAACACAAUGUCCUUACGGAUAUUAUGGUAAUGCAAUAUGUAAGCCUUGCAAAUUGGAGUGCAAGGCUUGCAAUGACUUUAAUGUGUGUACAGAAUGUUCAGACAACUUUUACCUUGAGUUAAACUAAUGCGAAACUUAAUGUACGAAAAUCAAAGAUUUGAAAUAGAAGAAGUGCGUUGAUUCAUGCUCUUAACUAUUGUAUCAAAAUGUGUGCUAUGAAACUUGUCCUAUAAACACGUAUUAAUUUACAAAUACUUGUCUUCUAAAGUGCUUAGAUGGAUAUUUUGGUUCGGCAGACUUCAAAUGUGAAAAAUGUCCGUCUUAAUGCAUCACUUGCUCAGCAUUUAAUUAAUGUAACAGUUGUAAAAUUGGAUAUUACUUAUAUCAGAAAUAGUGUUUAGAUUCAUGUCCUGAUAAAUUAUUGUCAAAUCCAUUAACCAGUUAAUGUUCAUAAUCAUGUCCAGAUAAAACAUUCAUCUUUUAAAAUUCAUGCUUGUAUGAAUGUCCAACUGAUUAUUUCAAUGACACUGAAAGUUAUAAAUGCGUUUCAUCUUGUGGCAAGCAACAAUAUCUUCAUAAAAAUAGUUGUUAUCCUUGCUCUUUUGAAUGCGAUCAAUGCACAGCCUAUGGAAAUUAAAAUUGCGUAGUAUGUGCAACUAAUUACGUUUUAACUGAAGAUGGACAUUGCUUUGGAAAAUGCAAAGCUGGUUAUUAUUAAACAACAAAUUCAUGUGAGCAAUGCUUACAUAAAUGUCUAACUUGUUAGAAUGCCACUGAAUGUUUACAAUGCAGAGGUAAUAAUAGAAAUCAACUUGAUUGUUCAUGUCCAAAAGGAUAUUAUGAUGAUCCAUUCUAUGAUAAUUGUUAAAAAUGUCCAUGUGAGGAGUGUAUUUCUGAAUCGGAGUGUCUAGUAUGCAAAAAUAAUCUCUAAGUUCCAAACUGCUCGUGUAAUAGGAGACUUAACGACGAUUGGUGUAUUACUUGUCAAAUCGCAUCUGUCAAUAUAUAUUAUUCAGAUGAUCUAAAUUAAAUCAUCGUUUAUUUUGGAUAUCUGAUAUCUGUUAAUUUAAUUAACCCUUUCUAACCCUCAAGUUGUUCUUUUUGGUUUAAUGAUCCUGAAAUAUUCGGAGAAGACGCUUAAUGCUAUUUGUCAUGGGACAGAUAUGCAGUUCACAUCAUAUUAGAGCCUUACGCUUCUGUUAAUGUUGGAGAUUAAUUGAGUUUCUAAUAAUCCUUUUAUCGAGAUGUAAAUCAAGGUCUUUGUGAUGGAAUAUAUAUUGAUACAUUUAUUGAUAGUACUGUGAAGGGACCCUCAGCCUAAAGUAAACCUUAUGUGCUUUUUGAUGUACCGUCUGUUGUAAGUACUUGUAAGACUAUUGAAAUUAAACAAGUAUUACUUGAUGGAACGGCAAAGAAGAUUCAGUAAGUUUUAUCUUGGACUCUUAAAGAAAUGGAUAAUGACAACUAUUAUUUGUAAAUGGAUGCAUUCUUGGCAGAUCAAAAAAAUGAGUUCACCAUUCCUAUUGGUGCCUUAGCCUCUAAUGUUACUUAUACCAUUACAGCCAAGUAUAUUAAUUUCCUCAAAAGAGUGAAUUUUACAACAUUUACAUUCACAACACUACCAGACUUAGUUCCUUAUGUCUUUUUAUAAUAUAAUCCUUUGAUGGCUAGAGUCUAUGUUUUCGAUUGUUAAGUGACAUAUUCAGAUAUGAAAAAUGAAUUCAAUUUGGUCAUUCAAGUUUCUGAUUCAGAUAAUAAAACCUACAUUUCCAUACAGUAAGCCAUUAAUCCCAUUUAUGAUGUCCCAUUAAAUGAAUCUCUUUUACCUAAAGAAACAACGUUACUUUUUACGGCAUCAACAGGAAGCUCUGUCAUUCAUGAAAAGAUUUAUUUAAAAUCCAAAAAGAUUGACAUUUAAUUCCUUUAAAAGAAUAGAUUUAUUGGAUUAGAUAAUUAAAUUAAUGCAAGAGCUUUCGAUCGAAAUAUCUAAGAUGAAGUUUUAAGUACUUUAAAUAUUCAAUAUUAAUGGUAAUGUAAUAAUUUAUUCAAUUUAUAACCUUGUAAGACAGAAGAAAAUAAGAUUAUGGAAUUUCCAUCCAGAAGAAUUGCUGAUAUUCUUGCAGAUAGCUAAAAUACUACAUUCGUCUUCUUUGUUAAAGCAUCCAAAGACAAUAGGUGGACAGUAAAAGAGUAGUUAAUAGUUGUCACAGAUUUUGAAAUCGAGGAAGAAUUCGUUUUAAAUUAGGACGUCCCUAAAAACUCUGUAAAUCUUAAUGAUGAAAUAACUGUUUUGAUUAGAAAUAAUUAAAAAUACGCUUUCAUCAUGCAAGAAUUCAAAAUCUUGGCUUCAAUCAAAACUCCAAGCCAAACUUUAAAGUUUAGACUCUCAGGAUUAACAGCUAAUUACAAUAGUCCUGUGUACAUCUAUUUAGUGCCAGGCAUUGAAUCCAUAUCAUUUCAGCUAAACAGGCCACCUUCAGAAGUUUCCUUCAAUGUGGAUCCUCUUGUAGGUGAAACUUUAGAUUACUUUAACUAUUCAAUCCAAAACCUACAACCUGAAAAUACUGUCAGCAUUUAUUACUAUUUUGACAAACUUAUGUUGUAAAGUGACGUAAAUAUAUAAUCCAUUAAUAAUGGUUUCCCUUUGGUGAUUAGUUCACAAGAAUUAACAGGUUCCUUCUAACUUCCAAAUGGAAUUAUUGAUAAUGCAAUAUCUGUUCUUUGUUAAAUUGAAUCAGCAAAGGGAUCAAAGUCUUAUUUAGUAAAGGAAAUUUAAGUCAAUAGAAAAAAUUAUCAGAUUAGUAAAUUGUAUGAAUCCUUAAAUAAUCAAACUAAUUUUUCAAAUUUGCAGAGUAUUCACACUAUGACUAAACUAAUGGAAGUCGAAAAAUAAUAGGUCUGCUUGAAACAAUGUUCAGGUGUUGGUACAUGCGUUGACAAUAAAUGCAAAUGUCCUCCAGAAUAUUAUUUUGAUGAUUGCAGUGGAACCAAAGAAGAAUACAAGAAUUUUAAUAGCCUUAUUUCAAAUUCUUUGCAAGAAUUAAUUAAAAAUCCAAUAACAAAUGAUGAUGAGUUUAGAUUGUUUAGCUAAUCAUUAUUGUACUUAUCCACUCUUAAAGAUUUAAAUAAUACACUUACUAAUUUAGAUUGCUAAUAGAUAUUAGAAUAAUACAUUUAAAAUCUUAAUACAAGAUUAGAAAAAAUCAACCAAUACUCAAUUAAUCUUUAAUAUCAGUCAACUGCUUCUCUGAAUUACUCUCAAAUUGAUAUAAGAUCAUUGGAAAAUUAGAAUGAUUUGAGCACAGCUUUAAAGAGCACGGUAUUUAUGUGGGCUAAAACCUUGUUUACUUAAGACUCUGCUGUCUAUUAAUUGUAGAGUCGCUUAAAAAGCUUUUUGUCAGCCAUAAUAGAACUAUCUCUAUUCGGUAUUGAGCCUAAUGAAUCUAUCGAUUACUCUUUUGAUACUGCCUUUCUAAAAAUGUAGAGAAUUAAUAAUAUAUCCAACAUCACAAAAGGACGACUAUUAGUUGAAUCCACUGAAGACAAUUCCAGCAAUUCAGAAUACUACGACGUUGUUUAAGCUAUAUAUAUUCGUAAUUACUUUGCUUUUGAUGGUUAUUAUCCCUAUCCCUUCUAGUUAUAUCCACUUUACGAUUACUAAAUACGUCAAGAAAAUAGAAAAUAAAAUAUAUAAUUAAGCUCAUAUAUCUCAUACAAAUUCAAAGUGCUUAAUGACACUACAAACCUGGUUUGUUUAAUGAGAAACUCUUAAUCAUAUGAAUGGUCAAAUGAAAAUUGUACACUUUACGAAACGAAUACAUCCUAUUUUUGUAAUUGUACAAAUCUUGCUCCAACAACCAUUUGUAAUGAUUAUGAUUACCUUUUUUAAAAUUCUCCUAAGUUCUAACUGAAAAUUCCUAAUCUCUUAUAUAUUAUUUACUUUGUAUAAUUAUUUAUAUUAGGAAUAUUUUUCAUUAGGGCAAGGAGUUCUUAGUAUGAAAAAUCAGUAGAUAAUAAUAAGUUUGGUUAAGUUCUGAAAUUGGCAAAAAAUAAUAAAAUAGGAGUUUUCGGAAGUAAGAUUGUUCCAAUUGAUGAUGAAAAACAAGCUGUUCGUGAUGAGCCAAAAUAACAAUAAGCCUCAUAAUAACAGACAGAUAAGGACAAAUUUAGUUUUAAUAAUUUUUGGGUACUUAAUAUAUUUAUCAUAGAAAUAUCAUUUUUUAACUUCAAUGAUAUAUAAAAAAUUAUUUUACUUUAGCUCAUUUCAACGUUCUAUUUUAAUUUUAUUGAGGUGGAAUCAAGCUAUUAUUGUUGGAGAAGUCCUAAGUUAUUAUGGAUUCAAUUAUGAUAUUUCUAUGUGGAUCAUCUUGUCAUCAAUCAUUUUUAGCAGAAUUUUUGAAUACAUUUUCAAAGUAAUCAAUUAUUAAUAAUUUAGACUUAAGUUAAAUACUUUUUUUAUAUGAAAUAAGUAAUAGUUCUUAUUCUUACUAAACUAUUCCUAUUUUUAAUAAUGUUAGGCACAUUUUUAUUUGGAAUUUUCGUCUACUUAAUGAUCUAUAAUUAAACAAAUUUGGUAUUAAAUCCUAAUUAAUCAUUAGAUUAUUUCAUAUACUUUUGCCAUCUUAAUUGAUUUCCUAUUUUUGGACAUCAUCCUAUUUAGUGCCAAUAAAUUUUUUGGAUAAGAAAAGAAAAAAUUAAUUAGAAAAAAACUUAGAGAAUUCUAAUUUAUAGCUAAAGCUUAAAGCAUCAAUUGA